This is a messenger RNA of Brugia pahangi, 330 nucleotides long. NCBI's taxonomy places the organism in Eukaryota, Metazoa, Nematoda, Chromadorea, Rhabditida, Onchocercidae. The record is from the annotation of a GenBank genome assembly.
AUGCGGGGGGUAGUUAAUAAUGUGAAGUACCGUUUGCCGUUCUGGAACCACCCACCUAUUCAUCUAGACACCGCCCAUUCAACCUCGUCUACCACCCAUUCCAUAGCAACCUAUUCAUUUGUGUGUCGUGUCGUCGAGGAGGAUGGUGCAGCGAUAGCGUUGGUGGUUCUUGACGACAUUAGUGUCUUCCUUCUGCUUCCUGCAUUGUGUGUUGUGAUGAAAUUCUGUGGUCGAAUUCAGAUUCGACCAGCAAAGACUCAUCGCUAUCUUAAUUGGGCCUCCUCCUUUUCCCCACAUAUAAAUUUCAGGAUACCUAUAAAUGUAAGGUAA